This is a messenger RNA of Sabethes cyaneus, 1504 nucleotides long. Its product is annotated as zinc finger protein 271-like. Gene Ontology annotation, cellular component: nucleus. NCBI's taxonomy places the organism in Eukaryota, Metazoa, Arthropoda, Insecta, Diptera, Culicidae. The record is from RefSeq and is a predicted model, not a curated record. Gene Ontology annotation, biological process: regulation of transcription by RNA polymerase II. The transcript is spliced from 2 exons. Bases 91 to 1461 code for a protein of 456 amino acids. Gene Ontology annotation, molecular function: DNA-binding transcription factor activity, RNA polymerase II-specific; RNA polymerase II transcription regulatory region sequence-specific DNA binding.
CUAAUCAGGCCGAUUCACUUUCCGUAAUUUAGUUCACUGUUUGUGGAGUUAACAACACUUUUGGUGUCCUCAUUAGGUACGGCGCAUAAAAUGUCAGCGUCAAAAACGUCAGGCGAAACAUCUGGUCGCGUCACACCGAUGCCGUGCCCGGAAUUAGUUGAAUUGAAAGUUGAACAUUUUGACGAGGAAAGUCCUGUAAACGACGACCAUAAUAAACUAGAACAGUUGCGCUUGAAGCGUCUCAAGAAACUGAGAAAACAACUUAUUGAUUCAAACUAUUGGGAGAGUCUAAGGCAGAAGUAUUUAAGUACGAAUGCGGAAUUGAUUCACAGUGAUUCUCCUGUGACGAAAACAGAUGGAAAUCUUUCCGAAGCAACGCAUGAAAAUGGAUCAAGCGGUAACGAUUCUCCUGCAGAGGAAAUAACUGAAAAUCUUGAAGUAAUGCAUCAAACAGAAGCAACUGAAAAACCAUCAGUCGAUUAUAAAUGCAUUUGCGAAAUGUGUGGCCAAACUUUCCACAAUAGGAAAGGCAUGUUGACCCACAUGGAAGGUUAUCAUGAUAUUCCAGGGACUGCUAUUACACGAGCAAAUAAAACAUUUUUCAAAUGCAAGUUUUGUGAGCUGGAGUUCACAGCUAGAACUCAGCUUUUUCUACAUUGCAAUCUCGUUCAUUCUGAGGAAAUCACCCUAACGUCUAAAAAAAUUUGUAAUACUGAACAUGUUAAAACUGAGGAUCUAUCGACUCAAUCGCGUUUUUGCACUACUUGUAAUGUGGAAUCAGAAAACUUGGAAAAGUUUAUAGCUCAUCUGGAGCAAAAUCAUGCGGAAACUUUUUGCGACAUCUGCUACCAAGUGUUCGUGGAUUCCACGUACUUGAUGCUGCACCGACGAGUUCACUUUGCCGAAAAUCCAUACGCAUGUGACUUGUGUCCCAAAGUAUUCAAAUCUCUGCAUCAUGUCGGUGAGCAUCGACGAGGACACACGGGAGACAAACCUAAUCAGUGCGCUCAGUGCCCACUGGCUUUCGCGCGAAUUGGCGAUCUUAAUAAGCACGUUAAGGCGCAACAUGUCGAGGAACCAUCCUACAAAUGUUCGCUAUGCCCGAGGACGUUUCACAGUUCGUCGAGUUUCCACCAACAUAAGCAAAAGCAUCGAUUGGCAGCGGAAGCGGGAGUGCCAUUCAGCGACUUGAGCUUCACGUGCAACCGCUGUGGUCAAUCGUUCGAGAAUGGUUCGAGAAAAAAAAGGGAACAUGCUCUUACGUGCGAUUCGGAGGGCCGACCGCACGCAUGCCCAACCUGUGGAAAGCGCUUCAAACUGAGUGGUCAUUUGAAGGCGCACCAACAGACGCACACCGGCGUAAAGCAGCAUUGUUGCGACCAGUGUCCUGUAGCGUUUUAUCUGCCGGGAGAUUUGCGCAGGCAUCAAAAAAGGCACGAACGUAACUCCCAGAAAUGCUAGUGAUUAAUGAACGAUCACUAGCAUUUGAUUUGAUACUAUUAGG